UUCCCUGCAGUUUGGCUUUGGGCCUUUUGAGUUGCCUCCUCAGUGGCUCUCAGAGACCCGAAACAGCAAGAAGCGGCUACUCCCCCCCUUGGGCAACACCCCGGAAGAGCUGAUCCAGACAAAGAUGCCCAAGGAUAUCAAUGGACAUUAUAAAGGGAAACCUAGAUGAAAUUUCAAAACCAGCCUCAAGUUCAAGAACACGUCCUGGGAGCAGAAGUUCAAAUGCUUCUUUGGAGGUGCUUUCACCAGAACCAGGAUCCCUCAAGAUUGAUACUGCUAGCAAGUUGAUCUCUGAUACAGGGGACUACCCAGAAAGCAGUAAUACAGAGAAAGGAAGACAUAGUAAUGAUGAUAAAGGAGAAAACUACUCUGAGAAAAUAAAAUUGACCCAAGAGGGGUCAGAUGAAGAUGCAGAUUUGGUUCAACAUCAGAUAUUCCCUGAGUGUUCAGAUGAACUCAAGUUAAAAGAAUCAGAUUCUCAACUUCAAGAUGCUAUUCAGAAGAUGAAGAGGCUUGAUAAAAUACUGGUGAAGAGACAAUAUAGAGAAAAAGAAAUUAAGAAGCAAGGUCUAGAAAUGAGAAUAAAGUUGUGGGAAGAACUUAAGUCUGCAAAAAAUAGUGAAGCUUCGCAAAGUAAUGAGGAGAUGAAAAAUACAAAAAAAUUUUUAAAUUUGACCUCUGUGUCUGAAGAAACUGUUGAUCCUUCUUGUUAUGGGGAUGAAGACACCUUUUCCUCGGUGUUUCACACUCAAGUCCCUCCAGAAGAAUAUGAAAAGUGGAUGCAGAAUGUCAAUCAAGAUUUUACCUAUGAUGUGGAAAGAAAUGAGUCAUUGAUCAAAGCAGGAAAGAAACUUUCCUCAAAUACCGAAAAGAUUGAGCUCAAGGGUAAACACAACCAGGAUUUUAUUAAACGAAACAUUGAGUUGGCCAAGGAUUCAAGAAACCCAGUGGUUAUGAUUGACAGUGAGAAGAAAAGGCUGGUUGAGCUUUUGGAGGACUUGGAUGAUAGAGAUUCGGGGCUGUUCAGUUCUGAGGGCAAUCAGUGUGGCUGGCUGGUUCCAGGAGAGGGAUAUACACUUGCAGUCACCCAGCACCAGCAGCUUGCUGAAAUUGAUGUAAAACUCCAAGAACUCUCUGCAGCUUCCCCAACAAUUUCCAGGUUUUCUCCAAGCCUUGAAAGUGAGAAUGAUCAGGAACCUGCGUUUGAUGAUGAAAGAAAUAUGGAAGUAACUCCAGGAGAAAAGGUACUUAGGAAUGCCAAAGAGCAACGGGACCAACAAAAUCGGCUGAGAGAGAUAGAUGAAAAGCUGAGAAAGAUGAAGGAAGAUGUGUUAGAUUCCACAUCAUUUCUCUCUGAGGAACAGUUAAAGUAUCUUCUGGAUAAAUGCACAUUCAAACAAAAAUCCGUCUUUAGACUUUCUUCAGAAAGAGGAAGUGAAGACACUGAGGAUGUAACACCUGAGUGCCCUCAGCGUUCCAGAUCCAUCGUCUCUAAGUUACCAAAUGAGCCAGAAACAAACGUCCAGAAAGCUGAGGUAGACAAUGCAAAUAUGCUUGAGAUUGCAGACUGUGAAGCUUCUAAAUGCUACUAUCUUUCCAAAGCCUUGACUGGGCACUAUAUGUCAGAAGCUCUUGUCAUUGAUGCAGAAAAUACGAAAUGCCUUCAGUUUUCCAAGGAUGAAAUUGCUAGUGACACAGAAGACUAUUUUAUGUCGAAGACUCUUGGCAUUGGGAGACUGAAAAGGCCCUCUUUCUUGGAUGAUCCACUGUAUGGUAUCAGUGUGAGCCUUUCAUCAGAAGACCCACAUCUGAAACUUAGCUCUCCAGAGAGACUAAAAACAGAUGAACAGGAGACUACAGAUACAACAGAAGAACGUAAAGAAGCAUAGGAAAAGACUUGCUGGGUGUGCUUUUAAGAAAGUUGGUAAUUAAGUCAAAUUACAUUUUGUUGAAUUCUUUGAAUUCAAUGAAUGCAUUGUGGAGACUGAUCCACAAAUAAUGAUUUUGACAUGUGGAUUCUCUCUUUGUGAAUUACAUUUUCUUGUUAUUUUUGACACUUGGGAUGGUCUUUUCCAUUAAAAUUUCUGAGAAAAUUGCUUGUAAGUUUAUUGCUAAUUUGUAGUAUCAGGAAUAAAUGAUUAAACCCAA
This is a messenger RNA of Carlito syrichta (Philippine tarsier), 2148 nucleotides long. RefSeq names its product fibrous sheath interacting protein 1 (gene FSIP1). Lineage: Eukaryota; Metazoa; Chordata; Mammalia; Primates; Tarsiidae. The record is from RefSeq and is a predicted model, not a curated record. Bases 141 to 1889 code for a protein of 582 amino acids. The transcript has 13 exons.